CGAAGUGCCCCACCCACUUCCUGUCUAGCGGAGGUACGCUCUUGUGCCGACAGAGAUCAGUGUAUUUCUUCUGAAGAGACACGAAGGAAUUAUCAUUCAUAUUUCUCCGACAUGUUAUUCAUAUUCUUGACAGUAUCCUGUGUUGUCCUUGGUUCCUCCAAAGGUAUAGAUCCUAUGGAAUUCUGCUUUAGCUCUAGUGCACGGCUACCAGAGCGUUGUACACCCAGUGUCUAUAAUGGCCCGCUGUAUUUUACUCCAAGAAAUGGUGGACAAAGGAAAUUGCUGAUGGAUAACAAGGAGGCUAAAGAUCCUCGGCUCGUUAUUAAACCAGACUCUGUUGUGCUGACGCAUUUGACUGAAAAGGAUGAUGGGACUUUUGCAGUUUCUGGUUCAAAUGGAGAGAUCAUAGAUAUUUUCUCCGUGAAGAUUUUGGACUGUGCCUCAGAGAUCUCAAAGGUUUAUGGGGAGGAACUGGAGUACGGUCUACCUCAAAAGGCUGUAUUCCUGGAGUUCACUCCGUUUCACCGACUAGACUACCCAGUGAUUCUGUGGAAUGGCACAAACUUUUAUGAAGCAAGAGUCCGAGUGGAAAAAUAUAAAUUUAGGAUGUCCAGACUCACCCAGGCAGACAGCGGCUUCUACAACUUCAAGCAAAAAGACAAAACUUUGGUGUCAAGACUUCGACUGACUGUACAAGGGAAUACCAGUUAUUAUGGGGGAGAACUAAAAGGGUCUGUGUCCAUUGCAUACCCGGAGUCUGAUGGUCCAUGGACUGUGACCUAUUUCCCUGAACAUGGAGGGGAAAAUGUAACCGUGAUAAAAGCAAGAGCUCUGGUCAGGAACGACAACCCGCUUCGUUCAAGAAUUCAACUUUUGCCCUCAGGCUUUAAAAUUAGUCACAUACAAAAGGGAGAUUCAGGCUUCUUUGAGUUCAGAGACCCGGCCGGGAACGUAGCUUUGACCUCGCACUUGACCAUUAUUGAAUCUCAUCAUGCGGUAACAUACUCUGUUGUUGCUGUUGCUUGUGUCGUUUCUGGUAUUAUCUACUGUGUGUCUCGCAAAAGAAGAUGCUGUAAUAGUUCUUCCACUGCGACUGCUCAGGCUGUCCAGCCAACAGCAGGACCUAACGUAUAUUACCAUGAUGCAAAUGGUCCUGCAGGCCCAGGAUACUCAGCAGGAGUGUAUCCUCCUCAGAAUAGCAAAGAUGUGGUUUUUCAUGAUCCUCCCGCCACCUUUCCAGGGCCUGUGGGUGGAAAUCAGCCUCCAGGUCCAGGAUAUUUCGCCCCACCUUAUCCUGCAGCGUAUCCUCCUCAGACAGUGAACGCUGUUGUUUCUAAUGAACCUACAACUACCUACUCUGGACCUGUGUUUCAAGACUUAAAUCAGCCUGCAGGUCCAGGAUUUUCUGCUCCACAUUAUUCUGCAGCGUUCCCUCCUCCAUUGGUGAAUGCUGGGACUUCUUAUGAUGCUGCAGCUGCUGCAUCUGGACCUGUGGGAUUUUAUCCACUAAAUAUGAACGUCUCCCAGGCUGAGAUGACACCACCGACCAAAGAGACGUGUGCUCCAGUUUCAGCCUUUGGUUCCAACAUUCUCUCUUCUGAUACUCAGCCGUCGUUUGAGUUGAACAGACUGAAUUUGUCUUCGGAUCUCCCACUUAAUACAGAACAGCCAUCCACUAAUGUUAAUAAACCAAAUGAAUUCAACUUUUUAUAAAAAGAAGGCCAUGAAAAUCUAGUAAUAUGUAAACUCUUUCAGCUUCUGACUGAAUUUAAAAAAAAAAGUUCUGUAUCCUGAUUAAAUAUGACACAUGUUGGUGCAUGAUAGGUGUGUUUUUUAAGUGUUUAUCUUUACUAUAAUAAUAUACGGGUAGUAAAUAUUUUAUGUCAUGGAAUAGCUAUUGUUUUUUUCUCAGGUAAAAAACCUCAACAGCUAGAGCUAUUUUUUGGUUUUAUGUAUAAAGUAGAAAUGUAUUUAUCUUAAACAUAAUACUGUAUAUUUUGCAUGUAUUAUGCAUCCUUAUAUUCAAAUAAUAUUUCUUCUAGCAAAAAUUCAAAAUGUAAAUUGUAUUAGUUCUUAAGACGUCUGUCUGUAUAAACCCAAGACCAUGUGGCUUGUAAAGGUUAGAGUAAGCAAGUUUACAUAAAUGUACAAUUUGAUAAGGAACCAAAAAAAGUCUAUUUAAGAAAUUUAAUUGUAUUUACACACUACUUUUCUCCCGACAUGUUUGCUAAUGAUGGGUGUGUCAAACAAAAGUGUAUUAUUCUUUUUUUUUUUUAAUAUACAGAGUUUGAACACUGAUUAAAAAAAAUAUUUUUAACACAUUUUUCUGUGUCUGGUUUAACUACUGUUAUGGAAAAAUGACUCAACUUCUUCAACGUUUCAUUUUUAAAAUUCUGGACUACUGUUUACUACCAGGCUACUAGUAAUAAUAAUUUUAAUAUUGAAAAACACAAUGUUUUGUCUUUGUCAGAACCUGCUCUACCUUAGUUUAUUACUUUUAUCGUUUAUUCUGUUGUUGAGUUAUGACUUUGAUAUGUUUGUUACCCUUGAAUGUAAAUAAAAUCUAAAUAGAGACAUUUAAAAAUGAA
Molecule: messenger RNA, 2588 nt
Organism: Oryzias latipes (Japanese medaka)
Lineage: Eukaryota; Metazoa; Chordata; Actinopteri; Beloniformes; Adrianichthyidae
Source: RefSeq, a predicted model, not a curated record